AUGGCAAUUGGAAGCAUUCCCAAGAAUGCCAAGUUGGCAACUCUCAUAAACUACCGCGUCAGGGUUACUUCGCUAGACUCCAGACAGUUUAUUGGUCAGUUAGUUUCGUUUGAUAAACAUAUGAACCUGGUGCUAUCUGAAUGUGAAGAGUUUAGACUCACGAAGAAAUCGCUUGGAGAGCUAAAGAAACUGCACAAAGAAGGCAAGAUUGUCGAUGAGACUGAGGCAAUCCAGGAAGAGAAGAGAGCUCUUGGAUUGAUCAUUUUGAGAGGUGAGCAGAUAGUUUCCGUUGUUGUGGAAAGUGCACCCACAGCCAGUGCAUUGGACCCCAGCGUUCGCGUUAAAAGUCUUAAGAAGGGCAAAGGAGUGGCCGUUCCCUUGAAGACAGAUUCAGUGGGGGCCUCCAGUAGCUUAUCUGCACCCAUAAGAACAAAUUUGGCUGGUUCAAGGGUGAGCAAACCGACGAGGGGUGGGUUCAGGAAGAUUUAA
This is a messenger RNA of Kuraishia capsulata CBS 1993, 489 nucleotides long. RefSeq lists its product as uncharacterized. The record is from RefSeq and is a predicted model, not a curated record. Gene Ontology annotation, biological process: mRNA splicing, via spliceosome. The coding region runs from base 1 to 489 and encodes 162 amino acids. Gene Ontology annotation, cellular component: catalytic step 2 spliceosome; U4/U6 x U5 tri-snRNP complex; U2-type prespliceosome. Lineage: Eukaryota; Fungi; Ascomycota; Pichiomycetes; Pichiales; Pichiaceae. Gene Ontology annotation, molecular function: RNA binding. The transcript is spliced from 2 exons.